Molecule: messenger RNA, 2935 nt
Organism: Solanum dulcamara
Lineage: Eukaryota; Viridiplantae; Streptophyta; Magnoliopsida; Solanales; Solanaceae
Exons: 7
Coding region: 116-2815 (899 amino acids)
Source: RefSeq, a predicted model, not a curated record
AUUUCCCGCCAUAUAAUCUCUCUUUUUCUCUUCCAUUUCCCCCAAUCCCCAAACCCUAAUUCUUCAACUGAACCCUUAGCAAACCUCCGGCCGAUUGCAUAAAAGAGAGUAGAAAAUGCAAUCGCCGAUACGCCAUGAUCGGAAAAGAAAGCAAGGAGGAAGCAGAAGCAGUUCCAUUAUGGAAGGUCAGUUCACUCGGAGCAAAUCUCAGAUCUAUUUGCAUUGUAACAGGUCGGGUCGAGUUCGGGUUGAUUCGACCCGAUUCAAGCGCUCCCAUCACCAGCUCCGGCAACUAGACCCACCUGUGAAGAAACCCAAAAGGAUAUUUGUACAGAAUCCAGAAGUUUCUUCGGAUCUCUGUGAAAUGUCACGGACACCCAUCAAGGAUCUUCGUGCUCGAAGGGUGUUCUCUCCAACUGCUUCUAUUGUUAUAGAAAAUGAUGAGAAUUUGAAGAAAGGUGAAUUCAAGGAGAAAAAUGGAGGUGGGUUUGAGCUAAAUGUCGAAAAAGGUGAUGAAACUGGUAACGAGAAUGUAGGAGUUGGUAAUAUUGGAACUGAGAGUAAUGGAAAUAGGGGCAGUAGUGGUCGAAAUUCGAUUGAGCUUUCUAGCGGAAAUGUGUCCAUUCCGAAGAGUAAUUCAGCUGUGAGUUCGAGUUUGCGUAGGAAGGUGUUCAUAGCUCCAAGCUCAUAUAGCUACAGAAGAUUGCUGCCAUAUGUGAUGGAUGCUUCGAGGGAGUAUUCUGAUGUUUCAGAAAUUGAGACACGUGAUACAUCAUCCAAGUUCAAUUAUCCAACUUUGAGUUAUCUGAAACCUCAUUUACGUUCAACGGCUAGUAAUGGUUCUGCUUCUGUAGACAAACAUGUUGGUGCUAGUUCUGAUGUCAGUGAGCCACUAGGGAGUGUUGAAGGUCAGAAGAUUGAGGUCAAUGUAUCAUGCAACCCGCAAGAUCUCAAUGAUGUCCCUGAUGUUUUGAGCCAGACUCGAGUAGAGCCUCGAGUGUUUGCAAAUGCAGAAGGACUUGAUCCUGAGGUAUUGGAAGAAUGUGUCCAGACAACGCCACCUGAUGCUGACAUUUUCUUAAAAGCUAACAUGAGUGACUUGGGAGUCAGCAUAGAUCAUAAUGCUCAGCAGAUGGAGAAAAAAUGUGCAGGUCAUCCAUCAGAUACUAGAAAUGGCUGCACUGUCAGGAAGCCUACUUUGACUCCUGGGAAAAAUGGCAGUGUCUUGAGAAACAAAUUGGCUCUAAAUCCUUGCUCUAGGCUGACAAAGGUGUUCAAAGCCGCAGGCUCUGUUAGCUACAGAAGACUGCUUCCAUUUCUGAUGGAUGUUGCAAAAAAUGAUCCUGGAGGAGCUUCAAGUGAAAAUGGACUCCCUAAAUUUCGGAGGGACUUGGAAUGCAACCGACCUUUGAUCACUGUGACUAAAGAAGUUCCUAGGAACAAAGAAUAUUCUCCCAAAAAAGAUGAAAUCAAAGAACAGGAGACAAAGUUACUGGAACCGAACUGCACCUUAGCCAAUGGCAUGAGUGAUCACUUGAAUACUUGUAUCACAAUGGAAGUUUCAAGCUCUGCUGCUGAAUUGUUCAAUAAGAUGCCAAGUUCAGUGUUUCCUGAUGACGAUGCCAAUCCCCAGACAUUACUUAAUGUGGAUAUCACAAGAAAAUCAGAAACUGAGGGUACUGAUGCAAGUAAUUCAGAAAAGUCGGAAUCAGAAUGUCUCAAUAAUUUUAUUACUGGAGCAAAUUUUUCAGGAGUAUUGUCAAGCUACAAUGUAAGUCCUAAAACCUCAGCUGGACAAUACAAUAUCCCAAACCUCUUGCCGAUCAGUCUUGAAGAUUUGCUAAGUGAAUACGGAGUAGAGGAUCCAAAAGUUGAGCCUGUUAGUCCUGAAGGAGAUUGCAUGACUUUGGAGGUAGAUUGUACUGAAGAAAAUAAGAAUUGUGGUGAUCUGACUGACACUGUAGGAAUUCAUGCAAAUGCUAGUGAGUCUCUAAAGAAGAAGCUUUUCCUCAAGAUAUCAGAACCUGAUACUAUCAAUAAUGAAAGCAGCUGCGAUGCUUUGCUGGUAGAUCGCAACGGAGACAGUGGAGGGCUCGACACAGUUGCUUUGAUCAAAGCAUCUUCCUCAACUGAACCAUCAGAUCUUUCAGGAUAUGGUAAUGAUGGUCCAACCAAAACCCUAUGCAGUGAGUCCAUACAAGAAAUCUCACAAUCUGAGCCUAUUGGUUGUCGAAGAGACUGCAUAGGUGUUGAUGAUAAUCUAAACAAAAAUGGAUGCCUUGAACCAGCUAUUUGUCUCCAGAAAUCAACUCAGACCGAAUUAUCAUAUGAUCUGGUUAGUCAUCCUGAUGUUCUCAACAAAGGAAUAUUAAAGAGAAAUCCUAGGGGAUGCAGAGGUCUGUGUAACUGUCUGAACUGUGCAUCAUUUCGCCUGCACGCUGAGAGAGCUUUUGAAUUUUCUAGAAAUCAGAUGCAAGAUACUGAAGAAGUUUCUUUGAGAUUGAUGAAGGAGUUGGCUGAUAUGCGGGUUUUCUUGGAGAAGCGCCUUUCUACUGAAUACAACCUUGCUCCUAUCCCACUUACUCAGCUCGAGGUUGAUGAAGCAUGUACGAAAGCAUUGGAAGCUGAACAACGAGCAAAAGAACGCCUUAGCCAAAUGAACAAUGAACUCACCUAUCACUGCAGAGUCCCGUCCUUGUACCGGCCAAGAGUGACAUUUGCCACUUGUAAUGAAGAAAAAGCUGUUGCAAAGAUAGAAUCAUCUAGUUCAAAAGCAGGGACAAAACGUGCCCGAAAGAAGCAUCACAGAGCUUAGCUCCCUGCUUAUGUUAUCAAAUUUGACUUGUAGAUACGUGACAGUCCAGAAAUAUAUUUUUAUGAUUGAAGCUAUAACUCUUGACUUCUUCAGAAAUGAGAUUAUUUACUUCUUUUGUCA